AUGGCGCCUUCCAAAGACGGCGAAGGUUUCUCAUCCAAUUCCACAGGCGAAGUCUUCAACGAGCUAGGAUGGAUGGUCCAGAACGCCCGGGGAUAUAGGAUCCUCGAAGAGCCAUACGAUACACCCCGCAAGAUCAGGGUGAUCCAUAUCGGCGCGGGCGCUUCAGGGAUUACGCUGUCCAAGUUCAUGGAAGAACGGUGUGACAAUGUCGAGUUGCAGAUAUACGAGAAAAAUAAGGACGUUGGUGGAACGUGGCUGGAGAAUAGAUAUCCUGGCUGUGCUUGCGAUAUUCCCUCCGCAUCGUACCAAUUCACCUGGGAGAGAAAUCCGUACUGGUCCCAGUAUUACUCGGAGUCGCCCGAGAUAUGGCAGUACUUCAAGAACGUGGUCGACAAGCACGGUUUGAUGAAAUACAUUAAGCUCCAGCACACGGUGACCGGAGCGUACUGGCAACCUGAGCAGGGCGUCUGGGAAGUUCAUGUGCGACAGCCCGAUGGAACUGAGCUUGUGGAUACGUGCCAUGUCCUUGUUAAUGGUGGUGGGAUCCUAAACAAUUGGAAAUGGCCGGACAUCAAGGGUCUGCACUCAUUCAAGGGCACUCUCGUGCACAGCGCUACUUGGGAUCCCAAAAUAGACCUGAACGGCAAGCGUGUCGCAGUCAUCGGAAUCGGCAGCAGUGGCAUCCAGAUCGUUUCGAAGAUUGCAUCGCAAGUCAAGCAAUUAUACACUUGGGUGAGAUCGCCAACCUGGAUCACCGCAGGAUUUGCUCAGAGAUUUGCUGGACCAAAUGGAGCAAAUUUUCAUUAUACCCCCGAACAACAAAAGAAAUUUGCCGAGGACCCGGAUUUAUUCCUGAAAUAUUCGAAAAUGAUCGAGUCUGAACUAAACGUCAGGUUCAAAUUCAUCCUGAAUGGGACCAAGGAGGCCGAGGCUGCCAGAGAAUUUGCUCGAAACGAAAUGAUGCAGAAGCUCGGUACAACGAAACCAGAACUUCUCGAGGCGAUCAUACCCAAGAAUUUUGGUGUUGGAUGCAGGAGGCCGACCCCUGGAAACGGCUUUCUCGAAGCGCUAAACCAAGACAAUGUCCAAGUCUUCACCUCACAAAUGAAAGAGAUAAACUCCGAUGGUUUCGUCGAUAGUGAAGGCCAGCAACAUGAUGUGGACAUUAUCAUCUGUGCCACAGGGUUCAACACAAGCUGGAUUCCAAGGUUCCCUAUUGAAGCGAACGGGCACAGCAUUGCGAAGAUGUGGGCCCAGGAAGCCACAUCAUACCUCUCCAUUGGAGUUCCUCACAUGCCGAAUUAUUUCAUGAUGGGUGGACCGUACGGACCACUUGGGCACGGGUCUUUCCUGCCCAUCAUUGAGACGCUUGCGGGCAAUGUCAUCCAGGUCAUUAAAAAGAUGCAAAAGGACCGUAUCAAGAGCCUGACGCCCAAACCUGAGAUAGCGGAGCAGUUUAGAGAGCACGCACAGUUGUUCCUGAAGAGAACAGCUUGGACCUCAGGAUGCAGUUCUUGGUUCAAGCAAGGCAGAAUCGACGGUCCGCUGCCAAUGUUCCCCGCUUCUCGACUGGUGUAUAUGGAUCUGCUGGCGACUCCGAGGUUCGAGGACUACCAGAUCGAAUAUAUGAACUCAUUGAACAUGUUUGAGUUCCUGGGUAAUGGCUUUGCCACUCGAGAGUUUGAUGGUCGCGACCUGUCGUACUACUUGGGGCUGUUGAACGGCGACGAUCACCAAAUCGACCUCGAAGGAGAAAUCCAUGACGAUCUCGCGGCACUGAAUCUGAUACAAUAG
This is a messenger RNA of Fonsecaea erecta, 1794 nucleotides long. RefSeq lists its product as hypothetical. The record is from RefSeq and is a predicted model, not a curated record. The transcript has 9 exons. Gene Ontology annotation, molecular function: flavin adenine dinucleotide binding; N,N-dimethylaniline monooxygenase activity; NADP binding. Lineage: Eukaryota; Fungi; Ascomycota; Eurotiomycetes; Chaetothyriales; Herpotrichiellaceae. The coding region runs from base 1 to 1794 and encodes 597 amino acids.